GGUGAGGAAUUGGUAACAGUGUCUCCGUCGAACGGAGGACAACAACAGGAAAGUUGGAAGGUGCAACAACAACAGCAACACCAACAACAACACCAACAACAACAGCAACAACAACGUCGUGGACAAUUGCAAACGGUGAAUAAACGAACACGUCCGAGUCCCCCGGUCCCACCACCCCCACCGUUGAUAUCUUGCAAGGUCAAUGCCAAGGAUAUCGGCAAGUACUUUGAUUGGCCGAACAAGGAGAACACCACACCUGGAAAUGCAUUGAAUCUUAUCCCUUCUAAUAACUGUAAUAAUAAAAAGGGAAAGGUUUUUGAUAAAAAGGAUCAAGAAAAAGGGGAAGAAGAAGAGGUGUCAGAAGAAGAACAGGAAGAGAAGGAGGUGGUGGGGGGCCAAGGUGAGGAAAAUCAAAAAGAAAACGAAGAAGAAGAAGAGGAAAAGGAAUCGAUCAACGAAAUGGGCUCAAAUCUCAGCAGACACAAUGGCAAAGGCCUAACUGGUCGUAGAACACAAUCCUCGGGAAACUUAUGCGAACCACCUAAGGGAAAGUUCAAUGGUAUGGGAAAGAUUCUGGUCCCUUGUUCGAGCAGUUCACAGAGAGAAAGGUCAGUUUUACUUCAUCGAUUUUCAAACACCCAAUCUGAUAUCAACUCCCUCCUCUUCUCUUCACAUCCCCUCAUUCAAUCCUUCAUUUAUGGUGUGUAUCAACAGAGUGAUUUGGAUUUAGUCAGGUGUCGUCAUGGAAAUUUUGAUUCGGUUAGAAGAAAUCGUAGUAUCGAAACAAUGAUCAACGAAACUAGCAGACGUUAUAAUGGACGUGGAACCUCAUCAAUGGAUGACAGGUGUCAACGUAAUUCAGAUUUGGAUUUAGUCGGUACUUUACCAAAACGUAAACAAGAAUUACGUAGCAGUAUUUUGAACAAAUCUAUCGAUACGACUAAUUCAUCGUGUGGUUCUCAAUUCGUUGGUAAAAAAUUUGACGUUAGUUCAUCGGACGAUGAUUUAUUGAUGCGAAUUGUGCAUAAACCGGAUUGUGAAUUGGUUAAACAUCGGCAACAAUUAAACAAGUGCGUUGAUAUUAAAUUAAAUAAGCUUGUUGGUGCUACUGGUGAACCGCAGGAUCAAGGAUACGCUUCUGAACGUUCACCGGAGGACGAACAUCCUCCUUCGUUGCCUGGACAACCAUUUCCAAGUGUAACACCCGAGAGCACUUUCCGAGUGACGUUACAAAAGAGCAGUCGAGGUUUAGGCUUGAGUGUUUCCGGUGGUGGUACUGCAGGACCCGUCAGAGUGAAGAGGCUCUUUCCUUUACAACCUGCUGCAUUGUCUAACAAACUUCAACCCGGAGAUAUACUUCUCGCAGCCAAUGGAAUCCCUUUAACCGGCUUAACGAAUUACGAAGCAUUAGAAGUUUUACGAACGACCCCGAACACGGUCGAGUUGGUAGUGUGCAGACUUCCAGGUGACACAAAUGUUUCCCCACCUGGUGCACCCCCGCCACCCCCUGCCCGUCGUGAACCACCACCACCAUUACGAAUACCCAACCCUCUGCCACCACUGCAAAUAGAGCCCUGUGGCGAAUUCGACAUAGAAAUGUUGAAAGUAGGAGGUAGCUUAGGGUUCACCCUGAGAAAAGCUGAUAGCAGUGCAUUGGGGCAUUACGUAAGAGCACUCGUCCGUGAACCAGCACUCAGCGAUGGUAGGAUUCGUCCUGGUGACAAGAUCGUCGCGGUUGAUGGUGCACCGCUUUCACCGAUGAGCCAUGAAGAAGCUGUGGCCCUCUUGAGACAAUGUGGACCCAAAGUGAAGCUUCGAUUAUAUCGUGAUUUGGCACAAACACCGGUUUCCGCUCUAUCGCCAACCGAACCAGAUCAUCCGCUUCGUCCACCGCGAACCUGUUUGAGACAAGAAGCAGUGGAUAUGCUAUGCGAUUUAGCAGCCCGAAAACUAUCGCCAGGUACGUCUAGCGGUUCUAGUUGCUUGCAAUCACCUGGGGCAUCCUGUAAUUCACCGAGAAGACAUCGAAGACUCGCAACGCGUACUCCCACUGCCGAUAACGAUCAAGAGAUCCCGGAGAAAUUUCACGAAGGACAAACAACAUCGAUAGGUAGCCAGGCUGAAACUUCGGAUUCCGAUCAAUGCUCUAUCAGAACGCAAAUAACAAACUCUCAAGCGAAUACACCGAUCUCCAAUACAGACAUAAUCAUAGAUCCACCAUCGCAGUACCACGUAUGCGAAGCUAACGAAUCACCCUUGAGGACUCCAACACGACCAAGUUUCUUGGAUCUAUCCGCGCCACAUGGGAAACCACAUUUUCAAUUUUGCAGCGCUGAUUCAGACGAGUAUCCAGUAGAAACGAUGCUGUUCUCCGAAAAGGAUUCAAGUUCAUUUGAAAAUGAUUAUCGUGGCAAAGAAAUCCGUGGAUUGUCCAGUGACGAACAGGACACCGAUUUACCUUCGGAACCAGCAUCGAUGCCACCGGUACUAUCAUCAACCAGCAGUACCAGUACAGCUGCCUUCAGUUACAAAAAUCCUGCCUAUCAAAGUGCCAAUCCGGCAUGCGGCGUUACUAUUGACACCGCAUCGAAAAACAAAGUUACGCAUUCGAGCGAUCAAGAUAUACCAGGUAAGAUUCUUGGAACAGAAGAUCCUGCUGGUAGCAAGGGUCUUUUAAAGUGGAAAGGUGUUAUGUUUGCACCAAACGACGAUAUGAACGAAAACGAAAAAGAUGAAAACAAAGUUGACGACGAUAACAAAGACACUUUGGACUCGGCUGUAUCUUCUGAAAAUCAGGAUGAACAGGGAAACGAAGUGUUCAUGGUAGAAUUGACACGUGGAUGGAACAGUAGAUUAGGUUUCAGUUUAAAAUCUGAAAAUAAUCAAACUGUUAUAUCUGUCGUACAUCCAGACAGUGUUGCAGCUAGAGACGGAAGACUGAGACAAGGAGAUGUGUUGUUAAUGGUCAACGAUGAAAGUGUUGAAAAUAUGACGACAGCUGAAAUAAUAGACUUGUUACGUAAGAUACGUGGUUCUAUAGGUAUCACUGUGAUGAGAAGAAGCAAGCAAGAAAAUAACGCGACGUGACAGUAAAUCGAUAAUUGUGGAAAAAAAUAUUUACAAAAGGCUCAUCGAAAGAUAAACGAUGACACGAUUCUUGUAAAUCUGAAGAUACAGAAACGAAUCUGACGUAUAGGAUAUGUUAACGAUCGAACAUCCUUGUAGAUCGUAAACCUCGUGAUCAAUAAAAAAAGACUGCGUUUCCUAUACAAAUAAUUAAGAGCGUGAAAGAAUAUAUCUAUAUAGAAAAAAAGAAAUUAAAUAGAUGAUUUAUCCCAAUUAAAAGAAAAUAAAUGAAGAAGGAAAGAAAAGGAAAGAAAGAAAAGAAAAGAAAA
This is a messenger RNA of Polistes canadensis, 3395 nucleotides long. RefSeq names its product glutamate receptor-interacting protein 1-like. The record is from RefSeq and is a predicted model, not a curated record. Gene Ontology annotation, molecular function: protein binding. Lineage: Eukaryota; Metazoa; Arthropoda; Insecta; Hymenoptera; Vespidae.